Messenger RNA from Epinephelus moara (kelp grouper), 4078 nucleotides. Its product is annotated as neoverrucotoxin subunit beta-like. The transcript has 4 exons. The record is from RefSeq and is a predicted model, not a curated record. The coding region runs from base 102 to 2192 and encodes 696 amino acids. Gene Ontology annotation, molecular function: protein binding. NCBI's taxonomy places the organism in Eukaryota, Metazoa, Chordata, Actinopteri, Perciformes, Serranidae.
GCUGUCACGGGGAGAACAUGCAAACUCCACACAGAAGGGCUCCCUCAACCCUCUUGCUGUGAGGCAGCAGUGCUAACCACUGCAGCACCGUGCCACCAGAAAUGGAAUAUAAUAAUGUUGGAGAAAUGGCCUCAGAUAUGAUGGCGGCUGCGGCCCUGGGUCGACCUUUCACCCUAGGAAUGCUCUAUGACGCGCGUAAAGAUGAACUGAUCCCAGGUUUUAGACUGUGGGACGGUAAAGUUCUACAGGAGAGGAUAACUGAAAGUCCUCAGCGCAGCAGUGCCUUUGCCAUUUCUGCAUCUGACUCCAUUGAAUCCAAGUCCUCUCUGCUGAAGGUCGAUGCUUCUCUGAAGGCCAGUUUCAUGUGUGGAAUGUUUGAAGUCGAGGGAUCUGCUGAGUAUCUGAAUGACAAGAAGAAAUUUAAGAAUCAGAGCAGAGUGACGUUUCAGUACAAAGCUACCACCCACUUCAAAGAGCUGUCACUGACGCACCUUUCAGUUAUGAACCCACAACAGAUAAAUGUCAUUAAGAAGGGCUUGGCAACACAUGUAGUCACGGGCAUCCUUUAUGGAGCAAAUGCUUUCUUUGUAUUUGACAGUGAGAAGCUAGAAGCCAGCAGCGUCAGGGACAAAGAGGUCAAAAUGAAAGCUGUGAUACAGAAGAUUCCUGAUUUUAAUAUUCAGGGAAAAGUUGACAUCAAGCUGACUGAAGCAGAAAAAGCCCUGACCCAGACCUUCUCCUGUAAAUUCUACGGAGACUUCAUUCUUGAAAGCAAUCCUGCAACAUUUGAAGAGGCAGUGAAGACCUACGCACAACUGCCAAAGCUACUGGGACAAAAUGGAGAGAAUGCGGUUCCAGUGAAGGUCUGGCUGAUGCCGUUGAAGAAUUUGGACUCUGAGGCUGCUGAGCUGACGAGUGGGAUCAGCGUUGGACUGGUGAGGAAGGCUCAGGACGCCCUGGAAGAUUUGAGGGAAAUAGGAAUCAGAUGCAAUGAUUCUCAGGAAGACAGAGUGGUGGAGAAGUUUCAACACAUUCAGGAAGAGUUAAGCACUUUCCAAAAACUGUGUGGCGAUUACGUAUGUAAACUCCAGAACACAAUGGCGGAGAAACUUCCCUCUAUCCGUGAGGGUAAAGAAGAUGAGAGCUCAGUUGAACAGCUCUUUGAAGACAGAGACAAGUCACUGUUCAGUCAUGACAAACUAAGCAAGUGGCUGGAUCGCAAAGAGAGAGAGAUUAACGUCAUCAGAUCCUGUGUGGACACCAUGGAGGGAGCAAAGGUCGUCCUGAAUCAGUCCGAGCUGGACAGAGAGAUUCUGGCUCCAGGUGUAGAGCACGUUCUGUGCUUUGUUUUCACCUCCAUGAAAAGGGGUGACAUUCUGAACUCUGAAGAGCAGUGGUACUCCUCAGAUGGUGUUGUGAUGAAAAUGAGAAAAAAAGCCGAAGCUUUCAGGGACCUCGCCAAAGCACUGAGGAAAAACAGCAGAUUCUGUUUCCUUGUUGCAGCCAUAGAAAAUAAGAAAUACACAGGAGCAACAAUCUACCACUACAAGGACGGCAUUCUGGACACUGAGGAUUUUUCAAAGCCUGACCUCCCUGAUGUGGAGACCAUCACAGACAGAAGAGAUCUGAUCUGGUAUGCCUGCGAUCUCACCCUGGACCCGAACACUGCAAACAACUACAUCACUCUGUCCGAGGGCAACAAGAAGGCAACGUGUGGAGCGUGGCAGACAUAUCCUGAUCACCCAGAGAGGUUCAGUAAAUACCCUCAGGCGCUGUGCAAAGAGAAGUUAAAUAAGCGCCAUUACUGGGAGGUAGAGUUGAGCGCUGGUUCCAUUGAAUCUUCUUAUGUCGCUGCUUCGUACAAGAGAAUUGAAAGAAAAGGAAGCGGUCCAGAGAGCGUCUUUGGAUCUAAUACCAUAUCGUGGACUUUUGGCCAAUAUUUAUCAUCUAAAAUACGCUCACUCAGGGCGUGGCAUGAUGGUAUGGUGUGGGAAAUUGCUUUUCCCUCAAGCUGCUGCAAUGUAAUUGGGGUGUUUCUGGACUGGCCUGCUGGCACUAUGUCUUUCUACAGAGUCUCUUCUAACACAUUGAGUCACCUCUACACCUUCCACAACACAUUCACUGAGCCUGUUUACCCUGGCAUCUGGGCUAAUAAAUAUAACAAUUUUGUGUACCUGCGUCCAGUUGAAUAAGAGCCACGAAGAAGACUUAGAUUCCUGGUCUGGUAAUGGGGAUAUGAGUUUACAUUUUAAGUUAGUUAGUCUGUCCCUCAAGGAUGUUGCCACUGCAACAUUUAACACAAAUUCAGCCGAUGCCAAUCAAUUCUGCAUGACCUUGCAAUUUUGUCCAAUCACUGCAAAUUUGACUUUUUAAAAGGGAUAAAAUCUCAUUUCACUGUUGUGCUGCAUGCAGUGUAUUGAAUUACUCAGCAUCCCCCUCUCUUUCUCUGUUUAUCAUGAAACUGCUGCUGUGGGAGUGUGAGCUCCACAUGUGGGACAGAGUCACACACAUACACGCAAUGACAGAGCUAACUGUUAGCAUCACAUGGCUAAUGUUACCAAUGGUUAUUAACAGGUCGAAUGACAGAGUUGAGCCAUUUCAGUGUGAGAUUAACAGCUCGGUGACAGGUGUUAAACACUGCUUCGGCUCAAGCAGCAAAAUAUGACAAAUGUUGAUGAGAUCACGUUGUGUUGUGAGCAGCUAAUGCAGUGGGUCGUUUAGCUGCCCCCUUCCAUCCACCCCCCGCCAUCACAAAUAGAUUCUAAUUCUGUGGGAAACACUGAUUACCAUAAUAAUAAGAUCUACAUACUGCACGUGACAGCAUCACAACUAUUCUUGCAAUUUUCCCUUGCCCCACAAUUUCAUUGCAAAAAAAACCCAAAACCAUAUAACUAUACAUUACAACAUGCAUUACAUUUUUGUAGAAAAGCUGCAGUGAAAUCAGGCAUUUCAGACUGCAACAAUCUCAACUUUUUUGGUCUUUUUGCCUUUUAAUUAUAGGACAGCUUGAGGGUGGCAGGACAGGGGGGGGGGCAGAGAGAAGGGGGAUGACACGCAGCAAAGGGCCGCAGACUGAAUUUAAACAAAUGCUGCUGCAAGGAUUCAGCCUACAUGGAGAACACAAACUACUAGGUGAGGUCGCCCCAGUUUAAGUACCACAUUUUUCCUUAAACAUGCUUCAAGGUAAAAGAUGCAGUAUUGUCAGUUACUGUUUGUAGACACACUUGUCAAUUUUUUUUAUGAAAUGCAUUCAAAAAUUGCUGAUGUAACUAGAGACCAUUUGCAGUGUGAUCAGAAGAGCCGCAAUGCCAAUCUGCAACCCUAAAACGAAGGUGGGCCAGGAUGUAAAGUGGCGGCAAAUGGCCCCUUCCCUACUUCCUACCCCCCUACUUAUAGCAUCCUUGCUCUGACCACACCCAUCUUCAAACUGGGCCUUCAUUAUGAUCUCAACUACACACCUCUGAAGUAUCGUGACAGCAUCUUGCAUGGUUGUGACGCAAUGGUGGUGAAAAAAACUGUCCACAGAGAGACAUGUAAACAUGUGGCAGAAUACUCAAAACAGCUUCUGUGGUAGUUCCCACUAUGAUAAGUGUCACCAGGACCACAUUUUACCACGACACACACACAUAUUCACAAGGUGAAAACAACACCAGCCCAGCUGUCGCAUCUGGUAACAGACUGACCGUAAUUUUCUGUUGAUCAGUUCAUGCUGAUUCUGUGCGCAGCCUUCCUCUCCAACUGGUUUGUGCUUCACAGCUUCACAAUCAGUUAAACAUCUGAGUGCUUCAUCCAUCGCUGAGAAGAAAUACUUAUAAUGCAGGCAGUGAUCUCCGUCCCUGUUCAGCUGGCUUGUUACUGAUGCAUCACUGUGUAUGGAGUAUUUCCUGCUGUAGCUGGUUUCAGAAAAGCUCAUUUUUGCUACGUUAUAUACUGAUUGGUAGUUUAAUCUACCUCAAUACAUGUUUAACAAAAUUAUUGUCAGUUUUGUGUAUAAAAUUUUAUCCUGCAAAGUAACUUAUAACUACAGCUGUCAGAACACUUCCCUCUGAAAUGCACUAAAGGAGAAGUGUUGGAUUGA